Messenger RNA from Erinaceus europaeus (western European hedgehog), 2417 nucleotides. It is a transcript of the gene CCNK, whose product is annotated as cyclin K. Gene Ontology annotation, molecular function: cyclin-dependent protein serine/threonine kinase activator activity. Gene Ontology annotation, cellular component: cyclin/CDK positive transcription elongation factor complex; nucleus. The transcript is spliced from 11 exons. Bases 313 to 2046 code for a protein of 577 amino acids. Gene Ontology annotation, biological process: regulation of transcription by RNA polymerase II; positive regulation of DNA-templated transcription, elongation. Lineage: Eukaryota; Metazoa; Chordata; Mammalia; Eulipotyphla; Erinaceidae. The record is from RefSeq and is a predicted model, not a curated record.
CGCGCGGGCUGAGGCCUCACUGCGCCUCCUCCGCCUGCGCGCGACCGCUACGGACUCUCGGGGCGGGGCCGACAGGAGCCCGGCCGCUCUUUGCCUCCUCCGCGAGCUCCACUUCCCUCUGAUUGGCGAACGGGCGCCAUCCCCCGGUCGCUUGUCGGACGUCACGGGCGGGAUUUGAUGACGUCGCCCCGGCAUUCCACAUCCAAGAUGGCCGCCGUCCACCCGGAGAGCCGUCGUUGAGGAGCUUUCGUGAAGCGCGGGGAUCCUAACGUUUUCAGAGAAUCUCUGGAAAGAGCACGUCAACUUCAAUAAAUGAAGGAGAAUAAGGAGAAUUCAAGCCCCUCAGUCGCAUCGGCAAACCUGGACCACACGAAACCAUGCUGGUACUGGGAUAAGAAGGACCUGGCCCACACGCCCUCGCAGCUGGAGGGCCUCGAUCCCGCCACUGAGGCCCGGUAUCGACGAGAGGGCGCCCGCUUCAUCUUUGAUGUGGGCACGCGCCUAGGACUGCACUAUGACACGCUGGCCACUGGGAUCAUUUAUUUUCAUCGCUUCUAUAUGUUUCAUUCCUUCAAGCAGUUUCCGCGAUAUGUGACAGGAGCUUGUUGUCUCUUCCUGGCUGGUAAAGUGGAGGAAACGCCCAAGAAAUGUAAAGACAUCAUCAAAACCGCACGCAGCCUGCUCAACGAUGUGCAGUUUGGCCAGUUUGGAGACGACCCCAAGGAAGAGGUCAUGGUUCUGGAGAGAAUCCUGCUGCAGACCAUCAAGUUUGACCUGCAGGUGGAGCACCCCUACCAGUUCCUGCUCAAGUAUGCCAAGCAGCUCAAAGGUGAUAAAAACAAAAUUCAGAAGUUGGUUCAGAUGGCCUGGACAUUUGUGAAUGACAGUCUCUGCACCACCUUGUCGCUGCAGUGGGAGCCGGAGAUCAUCGCGGUGGCGGUGAUGUACCUCGCGGGCCGCCUGUGCAAAUUCGAGAUCCAGGAGUGGACGUCGAAGCCCAUGUACAGGAGGUGGUGGGAGCAGUUCGUCCAGGAUGUGCCCGUGGAUGUCCUGGAAGACAUCUGCCACCAGAUCCUGGACCUCUACUCGCAAGGGAAACAGCAGAUGCCACACCACACCCCCCACCAGCUGCAGCAGCCGCCCUCUCUCCAGCCCGCGCCACAAGUGCCACCUCCACAGCCGUCUCAGGGCCCGGAGCCGCCCCAGCCCCCGCAGAAGGAGCCACCGCAGCCGCCGCAGCCACCGCAGCCGCCACCGCCGGCCCAGCCUCCCAAGAAACCGUCCCCGCAGCCCAGUCCACCCCGGCAGGCAAAGCGGGCCGUGGUUUCUCCCAAAGAAGAGAGCAAAUCGUCAGAGCCACCGCCGCCUAAAAUCCCCAAACUGGAGACCACUCACCCCCCGUUGCCCCCGGCCCACCCACCACCAGACCGGAAGCCGCCCCUCGCGGCCGCCCUGGGCGAGGCGGAGCCGGCAGGCCCCGCGGACUCAGCCGAGCUCCCCAAAGUGCCGCUGCCGCCGCCCGCGCCGCCCGCCCCGGUGCACCAGCCGCCGCCGCUGCCUCACCGGCCGCCGCCGCCGCCGCCCGCCAACUACAUCACGGGCAUGUCCACCACCAGCUCGUACAUGUCCGGGGAGGGCUACCAGAGCCUGCAGUCCAUGAUGAAGACCGAGGGGCCCGCCUACGCCGCCCUGCCGCCCGCCUACGGGCCCCCCGCACACCUGCCCUACCACCCGCACGUCUACCCCCCCAACCCACCGCCGCCGCCUGUGCCCCCUCCCCCCGCCUCCUUCCCGCCACCCGCCAUCCCCCCGCCCACGCCCGGCUACCCGCCGCCCCCUCCGGCCUACAACCCCAAUUUCCCGCCCCCGCGCCUGCCCCCCACCCACGCCGUCCCGCCGCACCCGCCCCCCGGCCUGGGCCUGCCCCCGGCCAGCUACCCGCCCCCGGCCGUGCCCCCGGGCGGCCAGCCCCCGGUGCCCCCUCCGAUCCCCCCGCCCGGCAUGCCUCCUGUGGCCGGGCUGGGGCGGGCCGCCUGGAUGAGAUAGCGGGGCCUUCUGCUCUCUGUAGUGAGCAGUUUGGUGGGAGCAGAGGGUGUAGUCCGCGGCAGACCAGGCCGACCCGCCCGAGAGAGGCCCCUCCGUAGCCCGUCCAUCUGGGGGCCAUCUGGGGUCAGGCUGCUGUCGCCACCUUUCUGGGACUCCUGCCUGUGACCCCCUGGGCCCACAGCCCCUUCCUGCUGAAGGGGUGUCCUGGCCUCUCCCGAGAGGGGGAGAGGUGUGCUUGGAAAGGAAUGUCUGUUUACAUCCAUCCACAGAGAUCUAUUUUUCAAGUGUGACUAUAACAGCCUACUGUGAAUUCCAUCUUGGUUACAAACGAGACUCCUUCAGUCACCCCAAUAAAGCUGUUGUGAAAUGCA